AUGAGCUCGACUCAGGACGUGCUCAAAAAUGCGUCCACUUUGGCGUCCUAUAAUGUGCUGCUACAGGUGAUGUUCCGUGUCCUCACCUUCCUUCUGAACGCGUUCACGCUGCGGUUCGUGUCCAAAGAGCUGAUCGGGGUGGUCAACGUCAGGCUUACGCUUCUGUAUUCCACAUUAGUAUUUUUGUCCAGAGAGGCUUUCAGGAGAGCCUGUCUGAGUGGAGAAUCAGGGACAAACCGCAGCUGGAGACAAGUUAUUAACCUCCUGUGGCUGACAGUGCCUCUCGGUGUGUUAUGGGCCAUCCUUCUUGGCUGUGUGUGGUUGUGGCUCCUGGAGGUCCCAGAUUCCCAGACGGUCCCUUACUACGGUCCCGCUGUGGUGCUGUUCGCCUUGUCGGGAGUGCAGGAGCUCCUGGCCGAGCCUCUCUGGAUCUUGGCUCAAGCACACAUGUUUGUCAGUCUGAAAGUGGUUGCAGAGAGUUUAGCGAUGAUCGCCAAGUGCAGUGUGACUGUGGUGUUGGUGGUGUUCGCCAGAGAAUGGGGCCUUUACAUCUUUUCUGCUGCUCAUUUGGUGUACACAGGGUUUCUGGUGCUAUGCUACGCUGUUUACUUCCUACGUUUCUUGGGCUCUAAAGAGGCAGAAAAGAAGAGUUUCCCUCUGCAGCGUGUUGCAGAUCUACUGCCUUGCAGAGCUGAUGGAGAGCCUCUGGUCGAUUGGGCUCUGGCCCGGCUCACAUGGAGCUUCUUUAAGCAGUCCUUCCUGAAGCAGAUCCUAACAGAGGGCGAGCGCUACGUCAUGACCUUCCUGAACGUCCUCAGCUUCGGAGACCAGGGCAUUUACGAUAUUGUCAACAACCUGGGCUCCAUGGUGGCGCGCUUCAUCUUCUUGCCCAUUGAAGAAAGCUUCUACAUCUUUUUUGCCAAAGUAUUAGUGAGAGGACGUGACAUCAGAAGUCAGAAACAGGAAGAAGUGGCCAUUGCAGCAGAGGUUCUGGAGCGUUUGCUGAAGCUGGUGCUGGUGAUUGGUUUGAUUAUCACAGUGUUUGGAUAUGCUUACUCUCACCUGGCUCUGGAUAUUUAUGGUGGCUCUCUGCUAAGCAGUGGGGCAGGGUCCAGUUUGCUGCGAUGCUACAGCAGUUAUGUUCUCCUGCUAGCUGUAAACGGUGUAACAGAGUGUUUUGUGUUUGCUGCCAUGAGCCAAGAAGAAGUCGACAAGUAUAACCUGGUCAUGCUGGCUCUGUCUGUGUCGUUUCUCGUCUUGUCCUACGUGCUGACUUGGUGGGCCGGAGGUGUCGGCUUCAUUCUGGCAAACUGUCUCAACAUGGGCCUCCGUAUUUUGCACAGCUGUCUUUACAUACACCGCUACUUUAAGUUCAGUCAGUGGAAACCUCUGCGAGGCCUCUUGCCUUCUCCGCUCCUUGUUCUGGCACUUUGUGUCAGCGCAGGAGUCACAACAGUUUCUGAGUCUCUUCUCUGCUGUGAACGCGGCUGGUUGCUCAGGAUGGUCCACGUCGGCGUGGGGGGUGUGUGUCUUCUCCUCGUCCUCACGGCUCUUGUUCUCACAGAAACUCAGCUGAUUGCAUUUGUGAGGACGCAGCUGUUGCCCAGAUACAGAAAGAAACAUACUUAAAUAUGAAACAGCUAUGAAUGAUCUGUUACCGACUGUGAAAAACUAGAAAAAAUGGUGGAAAGCGCUGAUAUUUAAAAAGACUGUGAUUCUGAAGUAUUCCUGUGGAAAAGAGUGAUAACUGUUAGUACAGUUUCAGGAUCUA
Molecule: messenger RNA, 1771 nt
Organism: Nematolebias whitei (Rio pearlfish)
Lineage: Eukaryota; Metazoa; Chordata; Actinopteri; Cyprinodontiformes; Rivulidae
Gene: rft1
Product: RFT1 homolog
Exons: 10
Coding region: 1-1629 (542 amino acids)
Biological process (GO): glycolipid translocation; dolichol-linked oligosaccharide biosynthetic process
Cellular component (GO): endoplasmic reticulum membrane
Source: RefSeq, a predicted model, not a curated record